AUGUACCUGUACGUGCUCCUGGCUUCUGUGUCAUGGGUCUUGGAAAGCCAUUCCGCCCCGAUGAAGAUAGUCAGUGGGUCUACCCAGGACAAUCACACGGCAGUCUGUGCUGAGAUUGAGAAAGAACUCAUGGCUGACAACAUUACAUACAAGGGUUCCUUCGAAAGGCCUCAGAACACCAGUGAGGAACUCUGCUAUGGGAAGUUUAUAGAGGGCUUCAUCUCUACCCUGAAUAACAUCUCUACGAAACACAAGAAUGACUGUCACAUAGAAAAAGUCUGUAAGAACAUGAGGCAACUCACCGAAAUCUGCCCAAAGCUGAAACUAACAGGACACAACUGUAUUACUGAGAAAAGUAACUUCUCAAAGUUCAAAGAAGCUUUACAGAGUGUUGUCAUAUCUAUAGAAGGAUGGAAAUCUUGUAAAAGGAUCAAGGGCAUCCUCUGA
Molecule: messenger RNA, 447 nt
Organism: Rangifer tarandus platyrhynchus (Svalbard reindeer)
Lineage: Eukaryota; Metazoa; Chordata; Mammalia; Artiodactyla; Cervidae
Source: the annotation of a GenBank genome assembly